UUGGAAGGUUUUUUGAGGACUCAGAGGGUGAAGUAUUACUUAGCGUUUUUUGCAGAUCUCGCGGCUGCACAUGCGACCAGACUUCCUCCUAUCCGACGGGCCUCAGGGUUCAAGGACCCGUUUUCUUAAUCUCUCAAACAAGCCGGGGCACACCGCAGAAGGAUGUUAUUAUCAAGUCAGAUGCACCCGACACCCUAUUAGUGGAGAAGCAUGCAGAUUAUAUAGCAUCCUAUGGCUCAAAGAAAGAUGAUUACGAAUACUGUAUGUCUGAAUAUUUGAGAAUGAGUGGCAUCUAUUGGGGUCUGACUGUAAUGGACCUCAUGGGACAGCUACAUCGCAUGAAUAGAGAAGAAAUUCUGACAUUUAUUAAGUCUUGUCAACACGAGUGUGGUGGAAUAAGUGCUAGUAUUGGACAUGAUCCUCAUCUUUUGUACACUCUUAGUGCUGUCCAGAUUCUUACUCUCUAUGAUAGUAUUAAUGUUAUUGAUGUAAAUAAAGUUGUGGAAUAUGUUCAGAGUCUACAGAAAGAAGAUGGUUCUUUUGCUGGAGAUAUUUGGGGAGAAAUCGACACAAGAUUUUCUUUUUGUGCGGUGGCAACUUUGGCUCUAUUGGGGAAGCUGGAUGCUAUUAAUGUGGAAAAGGCGAUCGAAUUUGUUUUAUCAUGUAUGAACUUUGAUGGUGGAUUUGGUUGCAGGCCAGGUUCUGAAUCCCAUGCUGGGCAGAUCUAUUGUUGCACAGGAUUCCUGGCUAUUACUAGUCAGUUGCAUCGAGUAAAUUCUGAUUUACUUGGUUGGUGGCUUUGUGAACGACAGCUUCCAUCAGGUGGACUCAAUGGAAGGCCAGAGAAGUUACCAGAUGUAUGCUAUUCUUGGUGGGUGUUGGCUUCCCUAAAGAUAAUUGGAAGGCUUCAUUGGAUUGACAGAGAGAAACUGCGCAGUUUCAUUUUAGCAUGUCAAGAUGAAGAAACGGGAGGAUUUGCAGACAGGCCAGGAGAUAUGGCAAAUCCUUUUCAUACUCUAUUUGGAAUUGCUGGAUUGUCACUUUUGGGAGAAGAACAGAUUAAACCUGUUAGCCCUGUUUUUUGCAUGCCUGAAGAGAUACUUCGGAGAGUGAAUGUUCAGCCUGAACUAGUGAGCUAGAUUAGUUAGAUCCCUUGAUGCAAAAGUUGCUUAGUGUAGUUUUACUGGUUUAACAUUUCAGUAUUUGAAGUGCUUAACAAACUUAAUGGCUGCCAUGUUAAUAUUUUGUACAUGAAUUGUGUUGAUUUUAAUAAAUUAUAUAAUUAUACAUAUUGUAAAUUAGAGACCUUUAUUGUAUCUUCAGCCUUCCGUUUUCUUCUGGAAUGC
Molecule: messenger RNA, 1346 nt
Organism: Kogia breviceps (pygmy sperm whale)
Lineage: Eukaryota; Metazoa; Chordata; Mammalia; Artiodactyla; Physeteridae
Source: RefSeq, a predicted model, not a curated record